AUGGCGGCGUCUUCGUGCGCAUCCUCCCCGCAUAUGUACUUGCGCAUUGUAGUGUACUGCGACGACUCACAAACACCGCACACUUUGCCGGAUGUGCGAGUACCGCGGCGCGUCAACGAGGUGUGGCGGUUUGUGGAGAGCCAAGUAGGACAGCGAGCAAAGGUUCUCUCCUACUGGAAUUACACCCACAAUCGCUACGAGCUCCUGCGCGAUGUGCGUGAUCUACUGCAGGCAGACGGCCGCCUACUUUCUCGGCGCCCCCGUACCGCCCCAAAUGGGGCCGCGACGGUGACACACGCGGAUGAGACGACGGCCCCAGGCAACGGAGACGCCUCCGUUGGUGGCCUUGACCGCGAAGAUGCCACGUUGUGCAUUUACUGCUGUCAACUAUGGAUGGAGACAGUGCUGAUUCAGCUGGAACCAGUGGAUAAGCGGCGCGACAGGGAAGAGUACGAUGAGCUGCGCAGUCACGUUGCCCGCUGGUUGGGCAACAAGCAUGUCGGCUUUGAAGUGAAGGAGGUGGUGCGCAUUCGUUGCCCUUUCCUAACUCGCAUGUUCGACGAGACCCGAAGCACACGACUGUCGAGCAAUCGGGAGAAGGUGCAGCUUCUCUACUACAGUAACAAUGCGUGGUCCGUGCGAGACGUGCUGCAGUACGGAUUUUUGCUCAGUAACGGCCUUCCAAAGUCGCUCGAGGCUGUGCCACGCGGCGCUGAGACGGGCUUGAGCACUCCUGCGCCGCCUGUCCCGGGUGCUGCUUCAGCAUCGUCCUCUUCGUUGUCACCGGCGCCGACACCGACCAACACGCUGCUUACGCCUUUUGUGUUUACCUCCUCGAUGCUUAGCACGCGUGUAAAGUAUAUGCCAGCCAAUCGCGUCCCUCACAAGGUGCUUCUGUGUGAAGUAGCGCCCGGCCGCCGCUUUAUGACUGACCAGGGCCUCACUGGCGAGAACCCAGACAAGCAGGCCUUCCCCAUUCCUGCUGUGAAGCCACCACCCGGCUACGACAGUGUUUGCUACAUUAGGGCCAAAAAGCAGAAGACCAGCCUGCGUACCGAGGAGGCUUCUGAAAUCGCCGCCGAGGACCUCUCUCUCGUGCAGGUGCAAGUGCAGCACAGCUACCAGGCACUGCCCCGCUACCUGCUGACGGUGGUCCCCUCUGCAGUAACUCCGUCGGUACAGCAGCACCGCGAAAGCGGAUGGUGUGCCACCGCAAGCCCGGUCCGGACUCCAGGGACGACAGCGCAAGCCGCGGCAGCGAGGGAGGAUGGGAGGAGGAUGAGCCCUGCUGGACAGGUGCGAUCACGACCGUCGUCCCCGUCCCCACCGUCCAAGCACUACAACAUGAAGGAGUGGUUCAAGUCCAGCCCGCGACGCAGGACCGUGUCGAUGGGUAGCGGCAUGUUGACUGGGUGGGAGACCUCUGCGGCUACCAGCUCUCCGCAGAGCGCCAGAGGCAUGUUAAGGGAAGUCCGCUACGCAGACAACAGUGUGCCCCGCCAACGAGCCGCCUCAGAUACCAUACCGGGCCGCGCUAGCGAAGCCAUGCGCAGCUGCAGUGACACCUCCGAGCAACGCCGUAUCGCGCGGAAAGGCGGCGUCGAGGACGACAUAGACAACGCCGUGCACCACGGAAGUGGGGGUCUGAUCGGAUCCAUAGAGCUAGACUCCGUGGGUAGGAGAAGCACAGGGACUGCAGGGUAUGGCGGCCGUGCGAGAAGGCUUCCGUGGACGUCAGGGUCGUGCUCAGCGGACAGCGGAGGCUUUUGCAGUGUUUCGCCCAAAUAUGAUGCCUCUUAUGGCAGUGUUCGUGCCGCUUCGGCACCCCGCGCGCCCCCGACGCAGGGUCCGUCAUUGCUGAACCCAUGCGCAGCCCAGCUCUCGCCGAGCACGAAUUCGGCGUGGGCGACUGGCGGCGUGGCGCCAUCUCCAUCGUUCAACACCGCCUACUACGUGCCCUCGUGUCGUGACGGGUUGCUCUACAAGGGCCUGCCCCAUGGCCGCAGCGCUAAGAGUCGCGACGCAACGCAGCCACUGAUACCUGCUGCUCGCGGGCACGGCGCCGAUAGGAGAGCCGGCAGCGUUGGCACGCCAUUGCCAGCCGCCCUCUACGGGGCCCCCUCGCGCCCUCCUCUUCUGCCACAGCACGAGGGCGCGUACGCUGGCAGUGCGAUGAACGGCAGGGACGUCGUUGACCUGAGGCAGGAGACGGUGCCAUCGGCUGCCCAGUCCGCCUUGCCGUCGUCCGCCUCGUCUACAGCCCCAUUUUCACAGCCGCAGGCGCCACCGGCGGCCUUCAAUCAGUUUAUCUGUGAGACCCAUCCCCACCAGUUGCAGUUACUCUACUGCACGGCAUGCGAGGAGCUCACGUGUCCGUACUGCGCCAGCGUUGGGGCGCAUCGCACUCACGUCGUGGUGGAGGCGAGGGAAAAGGCAGCAGCUGUGCGUGCCGAGGCGGAGGCGCUACAGGAGAAACUGCGCUACUGGUUGGUCCAGUACAGGAAGACGGAAGAGGGACUGAGGGCGGAGCAGGCCCGUUACGCCGCGCGACAGAGGCGAGACUUGCGCUUCGUACAGCGGCGCUUCUUGACGCUGAAGCAGGCACUUCACCAGGCCGAGUGUUCAAUAACGCAGACAGUCCAGGAGGCGCAGUGCAGGCCGCCGCUCGCCGAGGCUGCCGCCAUGGUCGCCAAGUACUCGCAAGCGCUCGCCCCUAUAGACGCAGCUUUGCGUCGCUACCACAGCUUAGUAGUUGCGAGCGGUGGCGGGUCCCUCACAGAGCGCACUCGCGGUUCCAUGAGCAGUGUGCCUGAGUUGCUGCACUUCCUUUGCACAACCCCGCCGCUGAUUCACCAAGUGCAAGACAGCUUUGCUCAGCACAAGGACGAGGAGAGGCGCCUGCACGACGCCAUUGUGGACUAUGAGACCCGGUCCCAGGCGAAUGAAGCGUUCUUUCAGCAUUUUGACUGGACGAGCCUGCGUCAGCUGCUGGUGAACCUUGGUAGCGUCCGCACCAACAUGGUUGACAUGGCGGAGCCGCAGAAGUCCGCUUCGGUGGGAUCAUUCUACAGUAGCUGGGCUGCACCACCGCAACUGGAUGAGGCCACCUCGCUCUGUGUUCCGGGCAAGACACAUAGUCAGCUAAGUACCGUCACGGGGCAAGCGCGCAGUCAAACAUCAAUGGUACUAUCUUCGCCGGUCCGUGACGCCAGCAGCGACGUAUCGCGUCGACUACUGGACAACCUACCUCUGGAUACUUACGUACAGAGCGAUCACAGUGCCGCUUCAUCGCCAUCGCUGCUACUCUGCAGUAAGUCGCCACCGACACGGCAGACUCGCUUCCUGCAGCGCUGUCUGACGGACUUCCGGCGAGGCUACAUUUGGGUCAUCCAUAGCGCCACAUCGUACUUCGCGCCUGGGCAGCGGAAGACAGUCUGUUCCACACCAUUCCGCCUGCUUGGUGUAUCCUGGGAGCUGCGCAUUGCCCCGCUCCCGCGAGCACGUCGCCAUGGCGGCAACGCGCCUUCCACGCUGGUGGCGGCGCCGGAGAUCUGCGAGAACAUGAUGACCACUGCGAUAUCUAGGCCAACAUCGCCCAACUUGCUGGAAGGAGGCGACAGCGAGUUCAGUGGUGGCCAGGCAUGUAGCUCGCCCCUUGUUUCACACUCCAUGCAGGGGGACCACUACACCUUCACGGCAGACGGCGUCAGCAGCACUCUCGUGGCGGUGGUGCCGCCGCCCGACGAGGAGGAGGAGUGGCUGGGCCUCUUUCUCUUUCCGCUGCAACAUCGUCUGCGCUUAAACUUCCGUGUUAUCGUCUUCUCCGAGGUGGCGUGGACGGAGUGGCAGGUGACGGGGUGGGUGGCGCAGUUUGCCGGGAGGGGAUGGGGUCUCUACCCCUUCCUGCACCGCAGAGAGCUGAUGCGAACCGACAAGCUGGCUCGUGAUAACACGGUGAAGAUUUGCAUAGCCCCCACCAGCGACCUGUAUUAG
Messenger RNA from Leishmania braziliensis MHOM/BR/75/M2904, 3993 nucleotides. RefSeq lists its product as hypothetical. NCBI's taxonomy places the organism in Eukaryota, Euglenozoa, Kinetoplastea, Trypanosomatida, Trypanosomatidae. The record is from RefSeq and is a predicted model, not a curated record. The coding region runs from base 1 to 3993 and encodes 1330 amino acids. Gene Ontology annotation, molecular function: zinc ion binding. The transcript has a single exon.